AUGUCUUCUAUUGAUUAGACUAAACCGCGACGUGACUUAGAUUUUCUGGAAGGACCAGAUAACAAUUUAAGUAAUUUUCAUGACUUUGACAAUAUUAAUUUAAGACUAGAAGAUAAUGUCAAUGACAAUUUCGAUGCCGAUAGCUUAUAAGGAUACAAAAUAGGCUCUGGUGCUUAGAAUUAUCGUAUGCAAUAAGGAGCAAAUGAUUUGAUCUAGUCUUCGGCUGGCUAACCUAUGAAAUAUUCUGAAUUUUACAACUAGCAAGCAGGAGUGAACUAAGGAAAUGAUUCUUCCUUUGCAUACUAGACAAACUAUGAUUAAAAUUAAAUAAAAAAGCAAGGUAGUGGAAAUAAUGGAAAAGUGUAGAAUUAACAGAAUGGACCUAAUUAAUUUAACAAUUUUUAAGGUGUUUAAAAUGGAGGGAGUUAUUAAAACUACUCCUAAGAUUAAUUAGGAAUCAAAGGAAAUGGAAUUAGAGAAUAAAGCACAAGCAUUGGAUCUUAAAAGCAGAUUCAAAAAGUACCAAGUAGUAAUGGUUUAGACUAAGAGCAACAAAAAAAUAUAAAGUUGAUUACAGCAUUAAAGUCAAAUCCAUAAGAUUUGGAACACAUACUAGAAGAGUAAGAGAAGCAGUAAAUACAGAAAAAAAUGAAAGUUGAAGCAGACCAAAAAAGCAAUUUACAAAGACAUGCUUCAUCUAUUUAGCUGACAAACUAUUCCCCAACAAGGGAAACACUCAAAAGAGUUGAGUCUAACACCUCAUUGAAUGGAGAAAAGACUACUAGCUCCAAAAAUCUAUCUAAAAUAAAAGGAAAUGUGAAAAACGCUUACAUUAAGAAGAUUACAUCCCUGCUUAACCUUUAAAAUCCACCAAACGUUGAUUAAUAAGACAACUUCUAAGAGCCUAGAAGACCUGAUAAUUCUGAUGAUUCGGAUGAUUCAAGAUCAAAUUCUUUUGAUAAAACUAAGUAAGAAGAAGGUAAAAAAGUGAUGAAGAAUAGAGAAUCAGCAAGAAACUCUCGUCAAAGAAAGAAAAUCUAUAUUGAACUCUUAGAGAAGAAAAUUUCAGAAUUAACAAAUUAAAUCGAAGAGCAAUGCGUUAACAUAGAAAAAUCAUAAAAAGAAAUUUGUAAAAUACUAGACAACUACACCCACAUUAAAGCAUUCGUUUAAACGAGGCACGAUUACUUGCAAAAGAUAGGUGAAAUGGCAUAUACAGAAAAGCCAAACAAUGAGCAGCUAGGAUACAUUUUAGAUUCUCUAAGGCUUAGAAUAGGAGCAUAAGGAACUUGUAGACAAAAAGCUAUCUCACUCUACUUUAGAACAAUAAUGAAGCAAUUCAUGCAAUCUACCUUUCCUUAUCUAAUUUACGGAUACUAGCCUAAUAUGGGAGAGGAUCAAGAGUUCAAUAGAUGUGUUGAAAUUUUCAAAAAAAUUUGUACUAUAUCAGAUGAAACUCAAGUAUUUAAGUUCCUUCCAUAUCUAAAGAAAUUUUUAGAAAUUAGAUAGAAUUUUAAGGAUUGCUUUUAAAGAAUGAAAAAAAUCAGAAAAAAUGUUUUUAAGAGAGAAGAAUCGAUUGAAAAGCUCUUAGAUGGUCUUUCAUUACUUCAUCCUACAUAAAUGGGUAAAUUCUUAAAAGGACUAGAUAAGUUUAGAAAAUUACGUGAAAUCCGUUUACAAAGAAAGAUGAAUAGCGGUAGUUAAGAAGAUUUCGAAGUUGAUUAAACUUAAUUGUAAAAAUAAUAUACAGCUAAUCCAGAUAGAUAACUCAACAAGUUACGUCAGCAAACUGUUUAAAAUUAAUAUAUAAAUAAUAACUAAAGCAAUAACUAUGCUUAGUUCCAUUCCUAGCAAUAAUUCUAUUAGCCAAUUUCUCAUCCUCCUUAAAAUUUAGAAAUAUUAGAGGAAAAUGAAUUACCUUAGCAAUAAAAGCCUUUAGGAGUUCCAUAAAAUUAUUAUUAUCAAAAAUAGCAAUAACCUUAGUAAUACUUAGCAGGACCAAUGGCGUUCUCUAGCAUUAAAUAAGACUCAGCACAAUAAAACGGAUAAAAUUAUAUAUACCCAUCUUAGCCCAGUAACAUGAAUAGUUAAAAUAUAAAUUUAAAAAAUCCAAUAGACUAUGAUUAAUAUUAUCACUAGCAGCCUUAUAAAAAGUAAUUCCCCUCAAAUUAACAAUACUGA
This is a messenger RNA of Tetrahymena thermophila SB210, 2181 nucleotides long. Its product is annotated as bZIP transcription factor. NCBI's taxonomy places the organism in Eukaryota, Ciliophora, Oligohymenophorea, Hymenostomatida, Tetrahymenidae. The record is from RefSeq and is a predicted model, not a curated record. Gene Ontology annotation, biological process: regulation of DNA-templated transcription. The transcript is spliced from 8 exons. Gene Ontology annotation, molecular function: DNA-binding transcription factor activity.